AUGAUUUCGAGAGCUCCUGCGACUUCAAACUUGCACCUGGAACCAGGCGAGGAUGAGGUAACUCUAGCAAAGCUAGGAUACAAGCAGGAGUUUCGCAGGGAAUUCACUCCGCUAGAGGUAUCUGGACUUGCAUUCAGCUAUAUAGGAGUGGUACCUUCUAUAGUCUCCGUGUUCUUUUAUGCCCUACCAAAUGGUGGGCCUUUCGCUAUGGUUUGGGGGUGGGCAAUUGCUUGCCCUUUUAUCAUGUGCAUCGGGUUGGCACUGGGAGAACUCGCGUCAGCAGCGCCUACUUCCGGUGGCCUAUACUAUUGGACUUACUCCCUUGCGUCUCCACGGUGCCGCAAUUUCUGUUCUGGCUCUCAUUGUGUGGGAUUAGCUUCGGUAAAUUGGGCGUGCGCGAUUCAAAUCACAGCCGCAAUCAGUAUCGCCUCUGGUCAACCAUAUGCGACUACUAAUGCGAAGAUCUACGGUAUAUACGCAGCUGUAAUGUUGUCACAAGCCGUCCUCGUGAGCCUCGGUACCAAAGUCUUGGCAAGACUGCAGUCACUCCUGUGCUUCAUAGUCAUUAUCGCGCUUCCGAUCGCAACACCAUCAGAAUAUCGAAACAGUGCAAGUUUUGCGCUAGGGAAUUUCACAAAUCUGGAUGGCUGGCCAUCUGGAUUCGCAUUUAUAUUGAGCUUAAUGGCUCCUCUUUGGACAAUAGGGGGUUAUGAUGCUAGCGUCCACAUGAGCGAGGAGGCUUCGAACGCCGCUACCGCAAUACCAUGGGCGAUCACCAGUUCCAUUAUUAUUGCGGCCGUCCUGGGUUGGGUCAUCAACGUUGUCCUUGCCUUUUGCAUGGGCACUGAUCUCGACGGCAUCUUAAAUAGCCCUUUAGGUCAGCCCUUGGCCCAGAUCUUUUACAAUUCGCUCGGGCAGAGAAUGGCCUUAGUUUUUUGGUGUUUCAUUAUCUCAGCCCAAUACAUGGUGUCAUCGAACUGUCUCCUGGUCGGCUCUCGCCAGACGUUUGCAUUUGCUCGUGAUGGAGCCCUCCCAUUUUCACGAUAUUUGUACCGGAUCAAUGGCUACACACACACACCAGUCAAUACAGUUUGGUUCGACGCCGCCUGUGCUCUGUUAAUUGGACUUCUCGCGUUCGUGAGCACCCAAGCCGUCAAUGCGGUAUUCACAAUUGGUGUCACCGCGUCGUAUAUCUCCUACAUAACGCCUAUCACGACCCGUUUCGUGUUUAAUAACAACUUUAAACCCGGCCCAUUCCACCUUGGGAAAUUUAGUUUUCCGAUCUCUGCGAUCGCUGUGACAGGGAUGGUGUUCAUGAACAUCGUUUUCUUCUUUCCCUCCACCCCCCAAACAACCGCACAGGAGAUGAACUAUACAGUUGUGGUCCUUGGAGGGUUCAUGUUCCUUGCGAUUUCGUGGUAUUAUUUCCCGGUGUACGGAGGCGUGCAUUGGUUCAAUGGACCCAUAGCCAACAUUACACCGGCUAUCACAUGUGAAAACAGAGAUGAGGAUUCGAUGUCGGAGAAGGAAGAACGUGAUGCAGAAGUUAUUGAUGUAUAA
Suillus paluster is the source of this 1560-nucleotide messenger RNA. Its product is annotated as amino acid/polyamine transporter I. Gene Ontology annotation, molecular function: transmembrane transporter activity. The transcript has 14 exons. Lineage: Eukaryota; Fungi; Basidiomycota; Agaricomycetes; Boletales; Suillaceae. Bases 1 to 1560 code for a protein of 519 amino acids. Gene Ontology annotation, cellular component: membrane. Gene Ontology annotation, biological process: transmembrane transport; amino acid transport. The record is from RefSeq and is a predicted model, not a curated record.